AUGUGGCUGCGUAGGUUUUACAUAUACAGCGUGUACAUUAUCAUAUUAGCAAAAUGUGUUACCACAGCCGAGGACUCGCCAUGGCGGUGGUCGUGCGAAGACAAACGGUGCGUGAAGGUACGCAACGACCCGCAGAACACGGACCCCGUGCUCAGCCUCGAAGCUUGCAAGAUGUUCUGCGAUGAAUACGGUUUGCUGUGGCCGAGGCCGACCGGCGAGACGGAUCUGGGAAAUUUCUUAUCAAAAAUAAAUAUAAACAGCAUAGAUAUACAAAUUCCUAAGCAGGGAAGGAGUGAAAGUCUUUUGAAAGCGGCGGGAAAGAGAUUCAAAGAUGUGGUGUCGCACGCGAUACCCAAAGGUCUUUCACCGAAGGCGACAGGAAAAUCUGUCGUCAUAUACUUAGUCAAUGACAAUCCUGAUAUACGAGAAUUCUCCCUGGAAAUGGACGAGAGCUACGCACUGAGGGUCUCACCGGCAUCAAAUGAGCGCGUCAACGCCACAAUCAGGGCCAACUCGUUCUUCGGCAUUCGUCACGGACUCGAGACUCUGUCCCAGCUGAUCGUUUAUGAUGACAUUCGAAACCAUUUGUUGAUCGUAAGAGAUGUGACCAUAAACGAUAAACCCGUGUACCCGUACCGAGGAAUUCUGUUGGACACUGCCAGGAACUACUACACCAUCGACGCCAUCAAGAAAACAAUUGAUGCCAUGGCUUCCGCUAAGCUGAACACAUUCCAUUGGCACAUCACGGACAGCCAGAGCUUCCCAUUCGUCAUGGACAAGAGGCCGAACCUCGUCAAGUACGGAGCAUACUCUCCAAGUAAAGUGUACACGAAGAAAGCGAUCCGCGAGGUGGUGGAGUACGCCCUGGAGCGCGGUGUGCGCGUGCUGCCCGAGUUCGAUGCGCCCGCGCACGUCGGCGAGGGCUGGCAGGAUACUGAUCUCACCGUCUGCUUCAAGGCUGAACCGUGGGCCAAGUACUGUGUGGAGCCACCGUGCGGCCAACUGAACCCCAUCAAGGACGAACUCUAUGACGUUCUGGAAGAUAUUUACGUUGAAAUGGCCGAGGCGUUCCACUCGACGGACAUGUUCCAUAUGGGAGGAGAUGAGGUGAGCGAGCGCUGCUGGAAUAGUUCAGAAGAAAUCCAGCAGUUCAUGAUUCAGAACCGCUGGGACCUGGACAAGUCUAGCUUCCUCAAGUUGUGGAACUAUUUCCAGACAAAGGCAGAGGAUAGGGCUUACAAGGCCUUUGGUAAGAAUAUCCCCUUGGUCAUGUGGACGAGCACUCUCACAGACUACACACACGUCGACAAGUUUUUGGACAAGGAAAAAUAUAUCAUCCAGGUAUGGACUACAGGCGUAGACCCCCAAAUCCAAGGCUUGUUACAGAAAGGCUACAAACUGAUUAUAUCGAACUACGACGCGCUGUACUUUGACUGCGGAUUUGGUGCUUGGGUCGGUUCAGGCAACAACUGGUGUUCACCGUACAUCGGAUGGCAAAAGGUAUACGACAACAGUCCAGCUGUUAUGGCACUAUCGUACAGGGACCAAAUUCUUGGCGGUGAGGUGGCGCUGUGGUCGGAGCAGGCGGACUCGUCGACGCUAGACGGGCGGCUGUGGCCGCGCGCCGCCGCCUUCGCCGAGCGUGUGUGGGCCGAGCCCGCCACCACCUGGCGCGACGCCGAGCAACGCAUGCUGCACGUCAGGGAACGCCUUGUGCGCAUGGGAAUUAAGGCUGAGUCCCUCGAGCCAGAGUGGUGCUACCAAAACGAAGGUUUCUGCUACAAUUAAACAGUAGUUUCUCUCCACUGUGUUUAACAUCACAUAUUAUGCUUUUACCCGCACCGUCCGGGAUUAAUAUAUAUAUUCUAUACCGAUUUAUUAUAACUAAGAAACAUUUAUAAUUCAAGAAUCUUUAUCAGUCUGUAUUUUGAUGUAGCACAUGCUAUAUUAUGCUAUUUUUAUUAUUGGCAACAAUUUGGUGGUGCCAAUAACAUUCCUGCCUUGAAUGUUGUUAGUAUAAAAAAUAAAUGUAAUCUUUUAUUAAAUCGAUUAUAUAAAAUGUAUAUUUUAUGUGAAAAAUAAUAUAAGCUUAUGUGAUUUUUAUCGUAAAAAUUGAGAUUGUAGUUAAGCUAGAGAUUGGUAUUUUUCGCAAUAUUUGUAAUGUGCCAUUUGAUGACGCAUUGCAGAGUAUUCAAUCUUCUAAUCAUAAUAACAAUAUAACGCUCUUUCUAAAAGUUAAUAUCAAUGAUAUCUAUUUAUAUUUUUAAUAAUUGUGUUUUUAGCAUCUUUGCAAUUUAUCAAUACAUUGUAUUAAAAUCCGAUCCGUAUAAAUGUAAAUUUGUCACACAAUUUAUGAAUAUAGGUACAAAAAGUAAUUUAAACAUAUUUUCAGACAUACAUAUCAGAAAUAUUAUAUACAUAAAAGGGAAAGUGAACUGUGUAAAUGAAUGAAGUUUUUCAAAUCAUUGGAUCUAGAAAAAUAUUUUAAUACGAACUAGUACACAUGUUGGACCAGAAUGAUGAUUUAGUUAAAAAUAAAAAAAGCCCACGACUUACUAACUAUUCCGAUCUGAUCUCUAUUAAGAUUUUGACAUUAUAUUGACUGUAUAUUUUUUUUUAUAUAUGGCUACAAGCACUGUGUUGUUGUGCUACGCCAAUGCUGUAUAUAUUUUAUAAGGAUGGUAAAAAAGGCGCGAUAUAGCCAUAGAUCACUAAAUAUAUUUUUUUUUUGGAUCAACUGAUUUCAUUUUCUGACUGUUUUUCCAAAUAAAUUGAAAUCCAUUUUGCCUAUGUAUAUGAUGAAGGUUUCGUUGUAAAAGAAAUCCAAUGACUGAUGGAUGAUUUUUAUAUAGUAGUUUAUACACGUUUUUGUCACGUUAUCGCGGCGUGCUCGUAUGUAUUAUUGCAAUGUACUGAGAUUGUGUAAUUAUUGUGACUACGAUCUUAUUUUGUAAUAAAUUUUGCAAGUGUA
Molecule: messenger RNA, 2971 nt
Organism: Manduca sexta (tobacco hornworm)
Lineage: Eukaryota; Metazoa; Arthropoda; Insecta; Lepidoptera; Sphingidae
Gene: Hexo1
Product: chitooligosaccharidolytic beta-N-acetylglucosaminidase
Exons: 15
Coding region: 1-1788 (595 amino acids)
Biological process (GO): ganglioside catabolic process; glycosaminoglycan metabolic process; carbohydrate metabolic process
Cellular component (GO): membrane
Molecular function (GO): beta-N-acetylhexosaminidase activity
Source: RefSeq, a predicted model, not a curated record